This is a messenger RNA of Baudoinia panamericana UAMH 10762, 1930 nucleotides long. RefSeq lists its product as uncharacterized. Lineage: Eukaryota; Fungi; Ascomycota; Dothideomycetes; Mycosphaerellales; Teratosphaeriaceae. Gene Ontology annotation, molecular function: protein binding. The coding region runs from base 240 to 1880 and encodes 546 amino acids. The record is from RefSeq and is a predicted model, not a curated record. The transcript is spliced from 2 exons.
ACACAUUGGGCCUUCAUUUCGUGACCCUCGUCCGUCACCUCGUUCAUUCAUACCUUUUCCUUAACCUAUCUCUUCAUGUCAGAGAUGUGCUUGAGCAUUGUUACCGGUACUAAUUGAGUACACGUUCGUGAACAUACGCGCCGAGUCACUUAGCAUACUUACAGCACGUGUAUGAACCAUCUACGUGCCAUUGCAGAGACUGCAACGCGUCCUUGUACGAUAGCAGAGUAGCGGACGCGAUGGCCGAGUUACCAGCACCUUCGGGCAUUGGUCUAUCAUCCGGCCAAACAGCCAGACAACCACCACGUCGACCCUCCCUCCUCCCCGCCUUCGAACCCUUCUCCUCCUCCCCACCCACCGGCCUCCCCCGAGCAACCACCAAACGGAAACUCGACGACCUCCUUUCCGAUCACGGCAAAACCUACUACCCAACCCCAAUCCCGACCUCCUCAACCGGCAUCCUCGCCUCCUCCUCGCCCUCACACACCCACGCCCACAACACGCGUCCCUCUGCACCUCCCGGCCUGCACCGCAGCGUCUCCCACCUCUCCGAACGCGCUCCUUUAACCGACGUACCCACCCUCCACCUCCCGUCCACCGGCGAACCGGUACUGAUGGGCCGCUCGAGUAAUUCUUCCGACUACCAGUUCCCUGCCAACCGCCAUAUCUCACGCGUACACGUGCGGGCCUCAUACCAUGGCCCGGAUGCCGAGUUUCCGCUUGGGAAGGUGGAGGUCGAGUGUUUGGGCUGGAACGGAGCUAAAGUUCAUUGUCGCGGAGAGGUGGUGGAGUUGGUGAAGGGGGGGUGUUUCGUUUCGGAUCAGCCGGCGGCGCAGAUUUUGGUGGACGUGCAGGAGACAAGGGUGUUGCUGGCGUGGCCUAAGGAGGCGUCGCUGGCACGCGAGGUGGGGGCGGUCGGAGAGAGGUCGCCGUGGGCGGUGGAGUCGCCGACGAAGAGGCGGACGGUUUCGGCGCCGCUGUUCGCGUCCAGCCCGCCUGUUAUGCUAGGGUCGAGACCGAGGUCGCCGGUCUCCCCUUCGCCUGCGGCCGGGUUGUUGGAUCAUACGUUCACGUCCACGUUUCGGGAUGAGGGCGAUGAGGUGCCGGUGCAGGUGUAUGAGGACCAUAGCUCUGAUGAUGAAGAGGUCCCGCUCGAGCCGACGCCGGUGCUAGAGUCCAUCGAUGAAGAGAUUCAGCAGGCCAAAUCGAUCGACGCUUCACUGAAGCUAUCGCACUCGACCGAGUCCGAAGACUUCUCCGAGCACGACGAAGAAAACGAUCCCAUCGUGCACUCCUUCGGUCCAUUUGGCGACAACAUUCUCGGUCGAUUUCAAUCGUUCCAGUCACGCUCGCCGGAGCAGGUACGGAGGAAGCCAUUGAGCUCAUCACUCGAUUCUCCCGUCCGUACCACCACCACCACCACCACAACCACCACCACAACCACCACCACAACCACCACCGCCUCAUCAAGAAUCAACCUCAGCCCCAUCAAGAACCACGUCAUCAACCAACUCGCCUACUCACGCAUCCACUCCUUACCUCUCUCAACUAUCCACAGUAACCUCCCCGCCGAACUCCGCGGCGCUGUGGUCAGCAAGCCGUCGGACACGUCGGGUACCGAGAACCGGCAUGCCCAAAGCCAGACCCUCGCCAGCUCCGAGCUCAAAACCAUCCUAGACGAAAUCUCGUGCGUAGGCGAGAUCCGUCGCGAGGGAAAGGAUGCGGCAGGGAAGCUGCUGGAGAGUGAGUUUUACUAUGUGCCGGAGAAGGACGGGGAUGUGAUGAGGCGGGAGGCGGUGGGGUCGCGGUUGGGGAAGACGGGGUUGAGGGCUGCUAGGAUGGUGCAUAAGCAAUACUACUGGAAGCGGCCGCGGGCAUGAGCGUGCCGUCGCCAUGGCCAGGUCAUCGUGGCAGCCGGUCAUAUGGCGUG